CAGCAAAAGUAAAAUUUAGAGUGGAAGACUGUUCGCGUUUAGGGUUAUCGUUACACCACAGCUAUCCAGCUCUCGUGCCCCAACAAAUAGCAAUUUCCUCUCUGCCCUUCUCUUCCUACUUUUUCCAUUCCGCCCCCUUUUGCCCUGCCCGCGGCACCCCGAAGAGCUGUGCUUUCCACACAACAGUCCUCCUUCCUCUCCCCUUAUUAGGAUCCUUUCACCUCCACACCCUCACUCUUCGCUACCUUUUCCUAUUUCAAUACUUUUCUAACGAAAAGUGACCUCUACCCUUACCGUCACGCCGGUGCAUUCAUAUCACGCUCCUUUAACUUUAUUUCAACGUUGGCGAAGAGUAUUCACCAGGGCGGAUAUGCGUGUUACAUCUACCUCCUUCUCGACACUCUCCAGAACCCGGUUACUCGCCGCACCCUUACCACCGAGGAGCAUCUCAAAGCGAUGCUUCCUAACACUCGCAUCGUCACCGUCGAGUAGCACACGCGACAUUCCAAACCCAAGCACACCUUCUACCGCUCCAACGUUAUCUCCAAGGCCCACAACUACGGGGAUCACCUCCUCCGUCUCCGCCUCCACCUCCCCACCAAGCCUACACAACCACUCCCACCUCCGCACCCCCCCGAAGCCGCCGAGAGUGGUACCAGCAACAGUGGCGGCCACAAGACCACUGGUAAAGCCCAUCCAGUACGGCUUCAAAACCAGCUUCUCCCUCUUCGCCAAGCGGGCACCUCGACCCUUCCCCCCACCCUUCAACAGCCCGCCGGCAUCCAGCCUCUCCGAUGCCCUCUCAACCAACGACCCCUCCCGAAUCCCAACUCCCGAAGGCGCAACCUUCCUCCGUGGGAUAACGAACGGCGACGACGCAAUCCUCCAUCGUCACAACCACCUGGGCGUAGCCGACGGGGUAGGUGCCUGGAACACCAAAGUCGCCGGCCAUGCCGCAUUAUGGUCGAGACUGAUACUCCACUACUGGUCAUUAGCCCUUGAUGCGCAGCGUAAAUCCCCGGAGGCGGCCGGGGAAGGUAAAAUAGACGUAGUCUCGGCCCUUCAGCACAGCUACAACAGCACCGUUUCCGCCACCACCCGCGAGGGAAAGACGGUCUGGCAAGGGACAACCACGGCCUGCGUAUCCAGCCUGGAAGGUAACAUCCUCACGAUAGCAAACAUCGGAGAUUCAAGGGCGUACGUGUAUCGGCCGUCUAGUGAUUCCUUCGUCUACAAGUCUACCGAGCAAUGGCACUGGUUUGAUUGCCCGUACCAGCUCGGCACUAACUCCCUCGACACCCCCGCUGCCAACGCUGUCGUUGAUAGGGUCGAGCUGGAGGAAGGCGACAUCAUCAUCCUCGCUACAGACGGAUUGCCGGAUAAUCUCUGGGAUGUAGAGAUUGCGGAUAUCUGCUCUGCCGCAGGAGGAGAGGAGGCGGGAGGAUUGGCGGACAAACUUGUCAAUGCGGCCUGGAAAAUCGCCAUAAACCCCUUUGGCGAAAGCCCUUAUAUGGAACGAGGAAUUGACGAGGGGCUCAGCAUGGAGGGGGGCAAGUAUGACGAUAUCAGUGUCGUCACGGCGGUCUUUAAGAAGAAGUAGUAUGGGGCUCGAACUUGAGAUUUCUUUUCUCUUCUUUUCUUUCUUUCCCUUUCUCCUAUCAUACUCUUUACUUAUGGCGCUGUAACAGGGGGGGACCUAUCAUCUGGCGUUUCUAUUUUAUUUCAUUUUACCUUAUUAAUUGUCUUUAGCAUAGGGAUCAUAGAUUGUAUUUGGGCUUUCCUUUCCUCUCUCUUUCCUUUAUCCCUUCCUCUCGUUUUGUAAAACAUGGGUACUCCACCGUACCGUAGCUUUACUUGCGGCAGUCUUCUUGCCCCCCAAACUGAUGGGGAUGACUGGAUAUAUACGGAGCUACGCUAUUGUAAAGGGUGUGUAAAGAAUAAUAAGACAUGGUACUCGUAUCCGUAUAAUCAUACCAAUAUCUUCUCCGCCGUGCCCUACGAGCUAUCUAACUUUUGUUGCAAGAAUACAGUACAAAUAUAUCGCCCAACAAAUACAAGCACAUGGCAUACCAAACCCCUCGCAUGUCAAGCUACAACCAAUACGGGACAAAGCGAUCCUCACCCCCACCGCACAGUAAUUUUACCGGUACCGUACCUCAUCCAUCAUUCGAUGGGCAGCAGCGCCACACCUUAGUUUACCCCCGAUCACCAAUCCACAAAUCCCAAGAAACAAAACACAAAAACAUCACACUCGAGAUAUUAACCCCACCCUGGCAGAUCUUCGCUUGAACCCUUGCAGAUCUACCCUACGCAAUCCAUCCAUCCAUCCAUCAUACGAGUAUGAUACCGGUAUCUAUCCAUCCAUCUACGAUACAUUAACUUACCUAGACUACCUGCCGGAAAGAGUCCGGAAGCGACAGCGGGCUGUGUUACUUACUUACUUACUCUACUGUAUAGUAUAGUAUUAUACAACGCACACACAUUUUUGUGUGAAGUGCGGGGGCAGCACAGUACAGUACUCGUACAUUUACAUUGAUUGAUUGAUUAAUUAAUUGCUUGUACUGUGCUAUGCUUGAGUGUAAUGGAUUUUUCCGCCGCCGCCGCCGCCGCUGCGGAUGCGUGUUUGUUGGUUUGUUGGUUUGUUGGUCGGGGUUGGUGCCGGUUUUAUUCAUGUGGGAGAGAGGGUUCCGUACCGUGCUCAGUACAAGUACAAGUACGGUAUUGGAAAUGUGGUGGUGGUAAUGAAGGGGGGGGCUUUGGAUCCGUAUGAUAGAUUUGUGAUGGUCCCCUUUUUUAUAUUAUUUUAUUAUCAUUAUUGUUACGAUAUUUCUUAUCAUACUGGGUUUGGUUUAGAUUUUACAAUACGGUACGGUUAUUGUAGGUUUGUAUUGGAACUUGUGUUGAGGAGUUAACGCUAGUCUAUUCACGCGGGUGAUUAUCAUAUCUGGAUGACUUGUGAGAGGUUUUGGACCGCGGGCCGGCACCAUGCUGUUAUCACAGGCACGGUACGAGUACGGAACAUAGCCUUAACAGAGAACCGAAAAGAACCAGGGAUAAAAAUGCAAAAGGAAAAAUAAUAAAAAAAUCAUCCACCCUUUCCGUUUCAAAAAGCCUAACGGUACUGGCACAGUAUUGUACUCGCACAGUACUGUACAUACAGCAUCACACACAUUCCGGUCAGCGAGUUAAAUUA
Messenger RNA from Tuber aestivum (summer truffle), 3193 nucleotides. NCBI's taxonomy places the organism in Eukaryota, Fungi, Ascomycota, Pezizomycetes, Pezizales, Tuberaceae. The record is from the annotation of a GenBank genome assembly.